CAAGGGAAUAAGGAUCUUAAAGAGAAAACGUGUUCUUUUAGAUAGCAGCAUAUAUACCUCCAUAGGUAGUAGGAAUUUAGGGGGAGGAGCGGCGUCCAAUUCCUCGCGCCCAGCUUCACAUUAUAUUUCCCCUACAUCCGUCUCCUCUAUGGUGUAUAUACGCUUGAGACAGGGUGCAGUUAGCGCCAAACAAUAGACUUUUUGGACCAGUACAACGACUAUUAGUUGACUCUUUGCUUACUUUGCCUCCGCAGCUUCAAAGACAAUAACUAAGAAAGAAGAAACAACAAGAAAGAAAAAGAACUCUACAGACUCAAGUAUGUCUAUUAUCAGAAAUAGCAAACACGAUCACCUACCACUCCCUUCAUCUACCCACCCCACCCCCAUCGCCCAAGCACGCACUCAUAGACAUCAAGCUCACCCAAAAAGCCACCUCAACGGGCCCAACCCACCACUCACCCCAACACCUAUACCUACACCUACACCAACACCAACACCAACUCCACCUCCAACUCCCCCCAAACCCUCCCAUCCCUUUCACACGCACCAAAACCAGGCACGCAGUGCCAACACCCAAAACGCACACAAAGCAAAGCACAUACAUACAGAAAGCACCACAGUAGCAUUAAACUGCCCCAAGCACUCAAUUUCUCGCUCGCGGGCGCGCGUGUGCGUGUGCGUGUGCGUGUGUGUUCUACCAUCUACGCACACCCCCGCCCAGCGAAAAAGCGGCGAGGCCACUCGCCUACGUAGCAGCAGCAGUAGUAGCAGCAGCAGCCGCUGAAAAGAAGGAGGAGAAAGGAGGAGAAGGAGGUGGACGAACGUGGAAGAGGGCGAAGAAAGACGAAGGACGAAAGACGGAGAACGACGAGCCGCGUGUGCCGAGG
This is a messenger RNA of Aplosporella prunicola CBS 121167, 887 nucleotides long. RefSeq lists its product as uncharacterized. NCBI's taxonomy places the organism in Eukaryota, Fungi, Ascomycota, Dothideomycetes, Botryosphaeriales, Aplosporellaceae. The record is from RefSeq and is a predicted model, not a curated record. The coding region runs from base 320 to 784 and encodes 154 amino acids. The transcript has a single exon.